Molecule: messenger RNA, 2323 nt
Organism: Salpingoeca rosetta
Lineage: Eukaryota; Choanoflagellata; Craspedida; Salpingoecidae
Exons: 19
Coding region: 29-2323 (764 amino acids)
Cellular component (GO): membrane
Molecular function (GO): hexosyltransferase activity
Source: RefSeq, a predicted model, not a curated record
UAACGUUUUGCGGCGGACGUGGAAGACGAUGCAAACUGCUCGUCGUGGAGGAGUGCGUGUGCGCGCAUCGACCGCGACGAUGCCGUCGCGAGAGCGUGGAUGGGAUGCGCGAGGGCCUGGGUGGCGCUGGGAAUGGGAUGGAGAAGAAGAAGAGGAAGAAGGCGUGGGUGUGGAUGGCAAAGGGCCAAAGCGCUGGGGACGCAGCAGCAACAGCAGCAGUUGGGGUAACAGAAGCACGCUGCGGGUGGUGCUGGUGUGGGGACUGGUUGCUGCGCUGGUGCUGGGCAGCGUGUGCGUCGUGGCAUGGUCCCUGUGGCUGAGCCACCAUGGCUUGAGCUGGCAACCACCUGAUCCUGCUGAUCUCGCCUCGCACGUGGGAGGCCGCCAGCAUCCGCCGCAAGAUCUCGUAUUUAUUAAAGAAGGGGACGUGCGUCCAGGCAACGUCCUCCGACAGGUGAAGGACCAGGAUAAACAGGAGGAGAUGGUGCUCCCAGGAUCCAUUCCCGUGCUGCCAAAGCUGGAGCAGAUGGUUCGAUUGUGGGCACGACACCAGUUCCAUAUCGUGCAGCCAAGCAAGCCAAAGCUGCUAAUCGGUGUGCUUUCCGCCCGUGGCCAUGCAACAGCCCGCCAUGCACAGCGGGCCACGUGGGGCUCCCUCCUGUCGGCCUUUACCAACCGUCAUCCACAUCCAUUUCCGAUUGAGCUGCGGUUCUUUGUUGGAGCGUCGUCUUGCCCCAUCCCACCAGAAGAUCGCGCAGACCCGUAUGGAUGUGAGCCCCAGCCCAUGAAGAAUCCAGUGUUUGAUCGUGAGGUGUUUGCCCAUGACAUCCCGCGUGACCUGGAGGGCAACGACGUCAAAGGAACAACAGGGACCGUGGUCGGCAUGGACUUUCGCGCACACCACCCCAUCACCAUCACCCGACUCGGUGCCUUUGACAGCGGCAGCGACGGCCUCAAGACUCCCGUUACUGUCACGAUCUGGGAUACAAUUCGCCAAACACCCGUGGUGUCCCGCACCAUCACAGGCACCGAAGGCACGCUGCGCGGUGGAGCAAGAUAUGUUGACGUGAAAGGGGUGGUGUUGACGAAGGACACGACGUUCACGGUGACGGCUGAAGGAUAUGGCGCCGACGAGCCCUUGCACACGCGCGCGUCCUCCAUCGCACGCGUGAACGAUGCCGGUGGCAUUAUCGAGUGGCUGCCCGUCAGCAGAACAGCGACAACCGAGCACGCGUUUCCAGACACCAUCAACACCCUCUCUCAGGAUCGGUUCAAGUUUGCUGCUGGCACGUUCGCGUUUCGCUCUGAGCGUGUGGCACCCGCCUCUGUCUUCUCACUUCCCUGGAAGGAUCACGUGUCGUAUCCGGUCAUCCACCUCACGUCGCGUGACGCGCUCAAGCUCGUGUUCGAAGUCAACACAUCCCUACUGGAAGUUGCCACACGAACGCAGAUGCAGGAGUGCAACGCGAGGACCGUUGUCAAGGACUGGACUCCACAAGCCUCGCGUGGGCAGCACGUUGCCAUGCUUUCAGACCUGGAUGAGGGGUCGCACUUCUUCAUCAGCAGGGACAGAUGUGCCACGGGAAUGAAGAUGGAAGUGAAUGUAUCUGCACCCGUCGACAUGCGCGAGACGCUGGAAAAGCUGCGGGCUUCCAGAUUUGAACGGCUGCAGAAAUAUAACAAAGUGCUCGAGCGCGAAGCAAAAGCCAUCAAGCAGGAGAUGCGCGAGCAUGGGGAUGUGGUUGUUGUCCCACAUCUUCAAGACACAUACAGGUCCCUGCCACGGAAGCUGUUGGGCGUGUACACGUAUGCAAGCGCUGCUGGCGCUCAGUUUGUGCUCAAGACAGACGACGACACCUUCCUCAACAUCCCAGAGAUUGUCGCACAGCUGGAAAAGAAAGAGGUUACUGCAACAUCAAAGCUGUGGUGGGGCUCGUUUCGGUGUGAUUGGCCCGUGGAACGAACAGGGAAAUGGGCAGAAUCCCACUUUCCAGGUCGGGUGUAUCCGCCGUUUGCGUGUGGGUCUGGCAGCGUCGUGUCUGGUGACUUGGCGGUGUGGCUGGCGCAGAGCGCGGGGGGACUGCACGACUUUCAAGGCGAGGACGUGUCGCUUGGCAUCUGGCUGCAGGCAGUCACGCCAACCAUUGUGCAGGAUGGGCGAUGGCAGUGCUUUGGAGCGGAUGUUGCCUGCAAGGAGGACACGUUGUUGUCGUCGCCGGAGCAUUCACCGACAGAUCUCAUGAAGAGAUUUGGGGAGUGGAAGAGGUGUGGCUCGUUUUGUGGUCGGUGUGAGGAUGAUGUGGGUGACAUGGAAAAACAGUAA